AUGACCAACUUUUCGCCAGAGCAGAUGCGGGAGCUCGCCCGCGGCCUCGACCUCUCCGGCAAGAACUUCGUGUGGGUCAUCGCCAAGGGCAGCACCGCCGCGUCGUCUGACCCGUCUACGCCAGAGGCGAACCGUGGGUACAUCAUCCAAGGUUGGGCGCCGCAGGUGCUCAUCCUAAACCACCCUGCCAUCGGCGGGUUCGUGACGCAUUGCGGGUGGAACUCGACGCUGGAGGCCGUGAGCGCCGGCGUGCCGAUGGUGACGUGGCCGCGGUACGCCGACCAGUUCUACAACGAGAAGCUCGUGGUGGAGGUGCUCGGCGUGGGCGUGGGCGUCGGCGCCGAGGACUACGCGUCGUGCUUGGAGACCCACCGGGUGAUCGCCGGCGAGGCGAUCGCAGAAUCCAUCCGGAGAGUGAUGGGGGAGGAGGGCGACGGCAUGGCCAUGCGGAAGAAGGCGAAGGAGCUCGGCUUGAUGGCGAGGGGCGCGGUGGAGAAGGGCGGGUCGUCGUACGACGACGUCGAGCAGCUCAUGGAGGAGUUGAUCGCCCGCCGGAGUUCCGUCGGAUGUACCGCCGAUGGGCAACGGUGA
Messenger RNA from Triticum turgidum subsp. durum (durum wheat), 591 nucleotides. The record is from the annotation of a GenBank genome assembly. Lineage: Eukaryota; Viridiplantae; Streptophyta; Magnoliopsida; Poales; Poaceae.